This is a messenger RNA of Hymenoscyphus albidus, 672 nucleotides long. Lineage: Eukaryota; Fungi; Ascomycota; Leotiomycetes; Helotiales; Helotiaceae. The record is from the annotation of a GenBank genome assembly.
AUGGACGAUCGCAACAAUCCACAAGCAUGGCAAGCCGCUUGGGAAAGGGUGAGCCCCAUUAGACACGGGCGAGGAUUCAUUCGUUCACAAAAUCUUUCCGUGGUCCAGCAACCCCAGUCUUCCAUGUUACCCUCUGGCAUCGACCAUACACCUACGAGUCUCUCAAGAAGCAAUCUUAAUGAUUAUCCCGCGCAAAACUCCAUGCUACCUUACCGUCUCGACAAUGGGCCGUUUAUAAACAGAAACCGCUAUCAAAACAGGCUCCUUGAACGCAAUCCUUCCGGGGGGUAUGAGUUAGUCAUGCCUCCAGGUCUCGAUUACCCACCACCACAAGUCUCCGUCAUGAAUUCAAGUCUUGACCGACAGCCACAAGUAGAGCGAAAGUCGCUCCUCAACACGGAUUACGACAGAACUAUGGCAGCUAGACAAACCAGGUUGAACUCCCUUUCACCCAGAGAGAGAGCAGAACAAGAAGAGUGGGCAUUACAGUACAUUGCCAGGAUGAAUGUCUGUCCCACUGGAUUCGAAUGGGUCAGAUACGAGAGAAUUGGUGGAUACAUUUGUAUGGGUGGUCACCAUGCGACGACAGAUGCUUUGAUCGCCAAAGGGGAAGGUGAGUACAUAGGGGAAAGAAAUGGAGGAUGGACAGGACCGUGGUACUGGUACCGGUAA